CUUAUCUCUCUUCAGCGAGUAAGGGGAUUCAAUGUCAUCAUCUCGCUGCCCCCACCACCCGGCGUCCUCCAUCCACCUCGAGUUCCAUCCCACUCAUUGUAACUCGCUGCGACAUACCUCUCUACGUUGUCAGGCGAGCAAGUGACCACGCGACUUGAACUCUACAAGCUCAAGUGCUUGAUAACUCGGGCUAUACGGGAGCUAUCCAACGCGUACGCAUGCGCUCCCUUACCGGCUCAACAGUCCUGAGCUGAAGCUAUAUUCGACGACUCUGCCACCAUCCGAAGCGACGUCUAUCGUUAUACGUACGCCAUAAGCUCAAGGCUUACCCACGACGACCUUUAUUGAACAACAUUGAUACGUAGACGUCAUGGAACGCGUUCGCAAAGCAUUAGGCCGUCAACACUCAUCCACAUCAACAUCAGAAUACGAGCCUUUGACAGGUACUGAGGAAGCCACUCCUCUAGAAGGCUCAACAGUACUCGAGGGCCAACAUGAGUUGCCGUUCUCGUGGAUAGAAUAUAGUAUCUUUGCCCUGCUGGGUGUCGCUAUGCUCUGGGCUUGGAAUAUGUUCCUUGCUGCAGCUCCAUACUUCACAGCUCGCUUUGCCGGCGAUGCUUGGAUUCAGUCUAACUUUCAGUCUGCGAUCUUGACCGUCUCUACUGUUACCAACCUCGGCGCGAUGCUUGUUCUCACUAGUAUACAGUACUCAGCAUCGUACCCUUUUCGAAUCAACCUGGCACUUGUUAUCAAUGUUUUCACUUUCAGUCUCCUGACUGCUUCUACAGUCAUCGGACUAAGCGCGUCGCCGACUCUAUAUCUCGUGUUUCUGCUUGCUACAGUCGCUGCUGCUGCCUGGGCAGCUGGUCUCAUUCAGAAUGGAGCCUUUGCUUUUGCAGCCAGUUUCGGACGCCCAGAAUAUAUGCAAGCCAUCAUGGCUGGACAGGGCAUUGCCGGUGUCCUCCCCCCGGUCGCGCAAGUUUUUACCGUGCUUGUCUUCCCCCCCGAGAAGGACCAGAACACUUCUAUCAAAGAGCCAUCCUCUGAAGAUGGACAGACAUCAGCUUUUGUCUAUUUCCUCACCGCCGUAGUCGUGUCAGUUGCUGCUUUGCUGUCCUUCGUCCCAUUGGUUCGCCGCCAUAACCAUAUCAUUGAGAACCGCAUGGUUGAGCAAAUGAAUGAGUCCAUGCACAGCAUUGAAGAGGCCGAACGUGCCGCUCGCAAGGUCACAUCCCUUUGGAGGCUCUUCACUAAACUUCACUGGCUUGCCAUUGGUGUGGCACUCACUUUCAUUGCAACAAUGUUCAUGCCCGUUUUCACCGCGAAGAUCCAUUCCGUGAAAGAAAACUCCGGUGCUCUCUACCAGCCUUCCGCCUUUAUUCCUCUUGGAUUCUUCUUUUGGAAUUUGGGUGACUUGGGUGGUCGUGUGGCCACGAUAUUACCUUUCUCCCUACGGCACCGCCCCUUUGCUCUUUUUGUUCUCUCUAUUAUCCGUUUUGGUAUACUCCCGCUAUACUUGCUUUGUAAUAUUGACGGACGUGGUGCCAUUGUUUCGAGCGAUUUCUUUUAUCUCUUCAUUGUUCAGUUGGUAUUUGGUCUCACCAACGGCUGGCUUGGUUCUAGUUUCAUGAUGGCAUCGGGCGAGUGGGUGGAUGAAGGUGAGCGUGAAGCUGCUGGCGGCUUCAUGGGGUUGUGUCUUGUGGCUGGGUUGUCCAUCGGCAGCCUUUUGAGUUUCACCGUGGCCGGUGUCUAGAACGGAUUACACAAUAUUACACUAGAAUUGGGGUUUGGCGUUU
This is a messenger RNA of Fusarium oxysporum Fo47, 1796 nucleotides long. Its product is annotated as nucleoside transmembrane transporter FUN26. Gene Ontology annotation, molecular function: nucleobase transmembrane transporter activity; nicotinamide riboside transmembrane transporter activity. Bases 371 to 1753 code for a protein of 460 amino acids. The record is from RefSeq and is a predicted model, not a curated record. The transcript has 2 exons. Lineage: Eukaryota; Fungi; Ascomycota; Sordariomycetes; Hypocreales; Nectriaceae. Gene Ontology annotation, biological process: nucleoside transmembrane transport. Gene Ontology annotation, cellular component: plasma membrane; fungal-type vacuole membrane.